AUGGCGCCGUCUAUCACUCGACUGUGCCGCAGCGUGGCUGUCUCGACGUGGCUCGUCUCCUCCCUUUGCUCCGUACACCUGUUGUGCUUGGACUUCACCGUGGCCGAGAAGGAGGAGUGGUACACGGCCUUCGUUAACAUCACCUACCUGGACCCGGUGACCGCGAGGCCGCGGAGCGACAAGAGCGAGUGCGGCCGCUACGGCGAGCAUUCGCCCAAGAAGGAAGCCCGAGGGCUGGUGUUGGCGCCGUGGUUGCCGCAGGAGCGACAGAUGUGCGAGCCGACCGCUCGCUUCCCACCGGCGGCGUCGCGCUCCGAUACCGCCUGGGUGGCGCUGGUGGCCGCGGGGAACUGCUCUUACCGGGAAAAGAUCCGGAACGCGGCCGGACACAACGCUUCGGCUGUGGUCGUUUACAAUAUGGGCUCCAGUGGUACCAACGACACUAUUACCAUGCCCCACUCUGGUACAGGCGACAUAGUGGCCAUCAUGAUCCCGGAGCACAAAGGUCGGGAAAUCAUGGCGCUGCUGGAGCAGCAGGUGGCGGUCACAAUGCACAUCACUGUAGGGACACGCAACCUGCAGAAGUAUGUGAGCCGAACAUCGGUAGUCUUUGUCUCCAUCUCCUUCAUCAUUCUCAUGAUAAUCUCCCUCGCCUGGCUUGUCUUCUACUAUAUCCAGAGAUUCCGCUAUGCUAAUGCCCGAGACCGCAACCAGAGACGCUUAGGGGACGCUGCCAAAAAAGCCAUCAGCAAGCUUCCAGUACGCACCAUUAAGAAAGGAGACAAGGAGGCUGAGCGCGACUUCGACAGCUGCGCCGUGUGCAUCGAGGCUUAUAAGACUAAUGAUGUCGUCCGGGUGUUGCCGUGCAGGCAUGUAUUCCAUAAGCAUUGCGUGGACCCCUGGCUGCACGACCAUCAGACGUGUCCCAUGUGUAAAAUGAAUAUACUCAAGGCUUUGGGAAUCUUGCUUAACCCGGACUGCUCUGACGAGUCGCCGCCAGACUACGAGUUUAUGCCGGGGGGUCCGUCCGCCAACCCGGCCGUUAGCGCGGUUGGGCAAAUCAGUGUCAGCGAGAGCUCCGUGGCACUGGAGCUGGCCCAGAGGGCGACUCAUCCCGACGUGGAGUUGGCGCCCCAGGCAGAAGAGAACUACUUUAUUUCCAGCAGUGAGCACCAGCUGCCACUCAGCAGUGAUUCCGACUCUUCCCUCAACAUGCUAAGCGGGACACAAGCGGACCCCGUCAGAGCCGGACAAAUUUCGGAGAAGGAAGAAGAGCAGGACCGGAGCACAACUACUUGA
Messenger RNA from Nerophis lumbriciformis (worm pipefish), 1299 nucleotides. The record is from RefSeq and is a predicted model, not a curated record. Lineage: Eukaryota; Metazoa; Chordata; Actinopteri; Syngnathiformes; Syngnathidae.